AUGUCGAAAAGAAAUUCGACAAUUAAGUUAAGUGAGAAGAACCGAGACACGAAUACACAUGUCCCACCUCAUGAGAAAUUAGUUUAUAAUCGAUUUGCUGGCGGGUCUAGGAAUAUUUAUCCCGACCAAGCAAAUAGCUAUAUGAAACAUCUGGAAAAUAAUUCAAGAUCGGUCGGUAGCAAUAAUAAUAGUAUUGGUCAUGGUUUCAAUAACAACUUUGGAUCUGGCCCAAGACGUGCGCCAUCUACGAACCUGAAAAGCAUGGGUACCAUUAGGGAGAAUGACUACUCAAAUCAUUAUAUUCAUAGCAGACACCCACCUAUCAAGCAUGUUAGAAACAUACAAAACCCAAUGGAAGGGUAUCCUAAGUUGCAAAAACUACACCAAUUGAAAAAGAAUCAGAUCCAACAGCAUGCUGUCAUGCCCUAUGGGUGUAAAAUCUCAUCAGACUUAAUAGUCCCAACGUUGAAGUCAUGGAUAAAUGACUACGAAUUACAAUUUGAUGUUAUAAUGAUUGGGGCAUUAGUUGAAAAUCAAUUUAUUCAACCGUUACUUUAUCAAUUGCCUCUUUACAAAUUGUGCGCUAAACCAGGGUUUUUAUUUAUUUGGGCAACAACGCAGAAAAUUCAAGAAUUAACAAAAUUUCUCAAUUCUGACGUAUGCAAUAAAAAAUUCAGAAGAUCAGAAGAAUUGGUGUUUGUCUUGAUUGAUAAAAGCUCUCCAUAUUAUCCAAAUGAUUCUAGAGAUUGCAAACCAUUAUUCACUAAACAUCAAUGGCAUUGUUGGAUGUGUAUUACCGGAACAGUGCGCAGGUCAACAGAUAACCAUUUGAUUCACUGUAACGUCGACACAGACUUACAAAUAGAGAAUAACGAAUCGAACUGCGGUAUUAAUGCUGUGCCUGAUUCCAUCUAUAAAGUAGCUGAAAAUUUCUCUAAUUCGAAUAGAAGAUUACAUAUUAUUCCAUCGAGAAUUGGCUACAAUUUACCAAUCAAAUUGAGACCAGGUUGGGUAAUAAUGAGUCCUGAUGUGUUAAUUAACAACUUCGACCCAUCAACCUACGAGCGUGACUUGUAUACCAAAUCUAUGAUUAGAUAUAAAACAGUCAACAACUCCCAGAAGCCUCAAUUCUUGAUAUCUCAGACAAACGAAAUCGAAGAACUAAGACCUAAGUCCCCAAUUAAUAUUAAGUCUUAA
Debaryomyces fabryi is the source of this 1197-nucleotide messenger RNA. RefSeq names its product Kar4p (gene KAR4). NCBI's taxonomy places the organism in Eukaryota, Fungi, Ascomycota, Pichiomycetes, Serinales, Debaryomycetaceae. The transcript has a single exon. The record is from RefSeq and is a predicted model, not a curated record. Gene Ontology annotation, cellular component: nucleus; RNA N6-methyladenosine methyltransferase complex. Gene Ontology annotation, molecular function: mRNA binding. Bases 1 to 1197 code for a protein of 398 amino acids.